Molecule: messenger RNA, 865 nt
Organism: Linum trigynum
Lineage: Eukaryota; Viridiplantae; Streptophyta; Magnoliopsida; Malpighiales; Linaceae
Source: the annotation of a GenBank genome assembly
CACUCAACCCUAGAGCGCUCACCCUCUCGGCUGCAACGAUGCAGAUCUUCGUGAAAACCCUAACCGGGAAGACCAUCACCCUCGAGGUCGAGUCCUCCGACACCAUAGAUAAUGUCAAGGCGAAGAUCCAGGACAAGGAAGGCAUCCCGCCGGACCAGCAGAGGCUGAUCUUCGCCGGCAAGCAGCUGGAGGACGGCCGCACCCUCGCCGACUACAACAUUCAGAAGGAGUCCACCCUCCACCUGGUCCUCCGCCUCCGCGGUGGCGCCAAGAAGAGGAAGAAGAAGACCUACACCAAACCCAAGAAGAUUAAGCACAAGAAGAAGAAGGUCAAGCUCGCGGUGCUCCAGUUCUACAAGGUGGAGGAUUCCGGCAAGGUGCAGAGGCUGAGGAAGGAGUGCCCCAACGCCGAGUGCGGGGCGGGGACGUUCAUGGCCAACCACUUCGACAGGCACUACUGUGGCAAGUGUGGCAUGACCUAUGUCUACAACAAGGCUGGUUCCGAUUAGGCGCGCUCUUUGGCUGCUGUUUUCAGAGUAUUCUGGAUAUCUCUUACUGUCUUUGUUAAGUUUUGCUGUCUUUAGUUUGCAGUUUUGAAUAGCGAAUGGAUCAAAACUCUUAUGUUUGCUGCCAUGGAUGAUGUUAAUUGUUGAAUUUUGAUGGUUUAGAUCUGUUAUAUGCAAAACAUCGAUUUGCUCCAUAUUUGUCUCUGCUUGAUUUUGUUUCUUUUCUGGUUUAUGUAUCGUUAAAUUGUCUAGUGCGGGUAAUGAACAUUAGAUGAUGAUAAUCGUUGUGCCAACGCACACAAAUGUUGAUUUCUCAGAUGUUUAGGAGCGGUUGUUUAGAAUAAUGUAUUAGAUGGUUG